AUGUCGAAACAACCACAUGCAAAGACGCACGAAGACUACACAGUGGCGAUAGUAUGUGCGAUCGAGUUCGAAAUGAGCGCCGUCCGGUAUAUGCUUGAUGAAGAACACGGUCGGUUGCCAAGUACACAGGGAGAUUCGAAUGACUACAUUCUCGGUCAGCUAUGCGGUCACAACGUGGUGCUGGCGUGGCUCCCUGGGAACCAAGGCAAAAGUGCAGCGGCGAUCGUUGCGACAAACCUCGACCGAACCUUCCCAUUCAUCAAAUGGCGCUUCAUCGCCGGCAUCGGUGGAGGCAUUCCAAGUGCCAGAAAUGAUAUUCGUCUAGGCGAUGUGGUCGUGAGCAUGCCAGAGGGACAGUACGGCGGUGUGGUGCAAUAUGACCUAGGCAAGGACACUGAUGCUGGCUUCAAAUUGAAAGGUUUCUUGUCAGCCCCACCUUCUCGGUUGAGGGCCGCCGUGGGAAGGAUGCGGUCAGACCAUCGGUUCAGCGAUAACAAACAGUGCGACGGAGCACAGAUAGUGGGCAGAAUACCCCGCGAACAUGAUGCUCCAGAGGUCCACUACGGCUUAAUAGCCUCGGGGGACCGUGUCAUGCGUAGUGCCGUGCAGAGGGGCAUCCAGACUCAGAAUAUAGGCGACAUUCUUUGCUUUGAGAUGGAAGCGGCCGGUCUUAUGACAGAGUUCCCUUACGUUGUCAUACGCGGCAUCUCCCACUACGCCGACUCUCACGAGAAUGACGUGUGGCAGUACUAUGCAGCCGCGGCAGCAGCCGCCUGCACCAAGGAACUCUUAUCAUACUUAGAUCCGGAAAUGCCUACCGAGGAUAAGCUGUUAGCGAGCAUUACAUCACGAAACCACCCCUACGGCUCAGCGGUCCAUUCCACUUUUACAGGUCGAGGGGUGCACCAAACAGGCAAUGGAAGCGAUCUUCACUUGAAUUCCCCUGUUCCCACCACAGCAGGCAGCAAGAGCACUACGAGGGAACAACUUCUUGAAUCUUUACAAUUCGAUCAGAUAGAUGCCCGGCAACUGAGCGUUAAGAAAGCCCAUGCCAAAACAUGUCGCUGGUUUUUAAAGACUUCAUUAUACCAAAAAUGGGAAAACAAGAACAUACCAGCUGUUGAUAACCAAUUCUUAUGGAUCAAGGGCAAACCGGGAGCGGGAAAAUCGACGCUGAUGAAGUUUUUGCUUGAGCAUAUACGAAGUCGCAUCCGCCAACAGAAAAAUACCGACGUCAUUAUCUCGUUCUUUUUCAAUGCUAGAGGCAACGACCUAGAAAAGUCAACGAUCGGCUUGUAUCGUUCUCUUUUGUUCCAGCUUCUAGAUGGACGCCCAGAGUUACAACAUGUGCUGGACGCCGUAAGGCCAGGUCGCCAGUGGGAUCUUGAUUUGCUUAAGAGUCUAUUCGAACGAGCUAUACAAGCCUUAGAGAAUGCGUCAGUCGUCUGUCUUAUCGAUGCAUUAGAUGAAUGCGAAGAGGCACAAAUCCGAGACAUGGUCGAUGUCCUGAAUGGACUUGUCAAUGAAGAAAACCGGCUACAAAUUUGCUUUGCGAGCAGACACUAUCCACAUAUCACAAUCCAAACAGGGCUUAGCGUCAUUCUUGAGAACCAAAGCGAACAUGAAAAUGAUAUAGCCAACUACUUGAGCACUACAUUGCGAAUUGGACAAGGCAGGCUGGCUGAGCAAAUACGUACGGAUCUCCAAAAGAAAGCUUCUGGCGUUUUCAUGUGGGUAGUCCUUGUGGUGGACAUCUUGAACAAAGAAUACGAUGAAGGUGGCAAGCAUCAUUUAAAAGAACGUUUGCAACAGCUUCCCAGCGAUCUCCACAACUUGUUCCAGAGUAUUCUCCUUCGUGACAGCAAGCAUCAGGCCGGACUCCUUCUUUGCAUCCAGUGGGUUCUGUUUGCCAAACAGCCUCUGACAACAAAGCAGCUAUACUUUGCAAUCUUAUCUGGCUUCGAAUCUCAGUAUUUAGCAGACUGUCACUCCGAGGAUUAUUCAGAAGACGAUGCUCGAAAGUAUAUACUUGACAAAUCAAAAGGACUAGCAGAAGCGACCAAGUCCAAGAAUCCUACUAUUCAAUUCAUCCACGAAUCAGUCCGAGACUUUUUGCUCAAAGGGGAUGGGUUCAGUAAAGUAUUUCCUCAAUUAGGAACGAACAUCCAAGGGCAGAGUCAUGAAGCCCUCAAGCAGUGCUGCCUCACGUACAUGAGCAUGCAAAGUCUGUCCGACCUCAACGAGUCCACGUGCGAAUCAGUCAAUGCGCAAUUCCCAUUUUUAAACUAUGCCAACGGGGGACUCCUCUACCAUGCUAACCAAGCACAAGUUUACAAAAUUUGUCAGCAACAUUUCUUGACCACUUUUCCACACCUUGAAUGGGUGGAACAUUUCAACAUUCUUGAACCUCACAAACUGCGUCGAUAUACAUCCAAGGUCAGCCUUUUAUACAUAUUAGCUGAGGCCGAUACGCCAGCUUUGAUCUCUAUCCAAGCAGGUCGCCAAUCCUGCUUUGAAGUCGAAGAUGAGCGAUAUGGACUUCCGAUUCUUGCAGCAGCGGCUGCUAAGAGCCAUACCACAACCCUGGCUAUGCUAGAGCUUGAAGCGCAGCGAGUGUCAGGUUUUUCGUUCGAAAAAUUCUGCACUCAACUGCGGCCGAUUCCUGAUAACUUGAACGCCGAUAGUCGGUCAUUUUCUUUUAACGGGAAGCAGGAAUUAUUCCAUCAACUCGUCGAGCAUGGAAGUGAGACAGUGUCGCUCUUCUUCCUCUCAGCAAACCCUUACGUUGUUGAUUCAAAAAACAAGAAUGGAAAGACAGCGCUCAUGAUUGCCGCGGCGAACGGACAUACCAUUUUGAUGGAAGAGCUGUUUCGUAGGGGCGCGAACGUCUCGGAGAAAAAUCGUAAAGGGCGGACAGCGUUGCAUUCCGCCUCAAGCGAAGGAGUUUUAGCCGCUGCCACACUCCUAAUCGACCACGGCGCUGAUGUCUCUGCGCCUGCGCAAGGUGGAGGCAGGCCAUUACAUAUAGCCGCUCAUAAUGGG
Messenger RNA from Truncatella angustata, 3042 nucleotides. RefSeq lists its product as uncharacterized. Gene Ontology annotation, biological process: nucleoside metabolic process. Gene Ontology annotation, molecular function: protein binding; catalytic activity. The transcript is spliced from 3 exons. The annotation marks the transcript as partial. Lineage: Eukaryota; Fungi; Ascomycota; Sordariomycetes; Amphisphaeriales; Sporocadaceae. The record is from RefSeq and is a predicted model, not a curated record.